Anopheles nili is the source of this 3987-nucleotide messenger RNA. RefSeq names its product ubiquitin-like modifier-activating enzyme 1 (gene Uba1). The coding region runs from base 1 to 3270 and encodes 1089 amino acids. Gene Ontology annotation, molecular function: SUMO activating enzyme activity. Gene Ontology annotation, biological process: protein sumoylation. Gene Ontology annotation, cellular component: cytoplasm; SUMO activating enzyme complex. The record is from RefSeq and is a predicted model, not a curated record. NCBI's taxonomy places the organism in Eukaryota, Metazoa, Arthropoda, Insecta, Diptera, Culicidae. The transcript has 6 exons.
AUGUCUAGUGGUGAAUUUCGUGACAGUUUGGUCGAUCCCCCAGCCGCCAAAAAGCGGAAGCUGCCAUCACCGACGCCGUCGCUGACACAGCCGCCCGAGCAGCAGCAGCCGCCGCAUACGUCAUCGCCCGCGAUUGAGUGCUCUGCACCAUCAUCGGCCGCAACCGCUGCAGUAGUAGUAAUGGCGACGUCCAACAACAAUGGCUCAGCUCCCGUGCCGUGCGAGAACAACUCCGCUGCUGGUGGCGCCCAGGAAAUCGACGAGGGCCUGUACUCGCGCCAGCUGUACGUGCUUGGCCAUGACGCGAUGCGUCGGAUGGCCCGCUCGGAUGUGCUGAUUUCCGGGCUCGGUGGGCUCGGUGUCGAGGUGGCCAAGAACGUGAUUCUCGGUGGUGUGAAGUCUGUCACCCUGCAUGACACGGCGGUUUGCACUGUCGGCGACCUAUCGUCGCAGUUCUAUCUGACCGCGGAAGAUGUGGCCAGUGGCCGGAAUCGGGCUGAGGCGAGCUGCCAGCAGCUGUCCGACCUCAACCAUUACGUGCCAACCGUGGCGUACACCGGGGAGCUGACGGAGGAGUUCCUGCAGAAGUUCCGGGUCGUGGUGCUGACGCUGUCAUCCGUAGCCGAGCAGCACCGGGUGGCGGAGAUUACCCAUCGGCACAACAUCGCCCUCAUCGUUGCUGAUACCCGUGGUCUGUUCGCCCAGGUCUUUUGUGACUUUGGUGUCGAUUUUACCGUGUAUGAUCAGAAUGGGGCCACUCCGGGCUCGGCCAUGGUGGCCAGCGUUACGAACGACGUCGAGAGCAUCGUAACGUGCGUGGACGAAACACGCCACGGUUUCGAGGAUGGCGAUUAUGUUACCUUCACCGAGGUCGAAGGAAUGACGGAGCUGAACGGAUGUGCCCCGAUGAAGAUCAAGGUGUUGGGACCGUACACGUUCAGCAUUGGCGACACGACCAAGCUAAGCCCGUACGUGCGCGGUGGCAUUGCGACGCAGGUGAAAAUGUCCAAGCAGAUGUCGUUCAAAUCGUUGGCCGAGGCUGAAAAUGCGCCUGAGUUCAUCAUGACCGAUUACUCCAAGUGGGACCAUCCUGUCAACACCCAGAUCGCCUUCACCGUGCUCGGCAGGUACCAGGAUCAACACGGACGAUUGCCGCGUCCCUGGAACACGGCCGAUGCCGCAGAGUUUCUGGAGAUGUGCCGCAAGCGCGCCAAGGAGCUCUCUGUCGAGGAGUUGAACGAAUCUAUGUUGACUAAGUUCGCAAAGGUGUGCGCAGGGGAUCUGUGUCCGAUGAACGGUGCUAUCGGUGGUAUAACGGCACAGGAAGUAAUGAAGGCGUGUACUGGCAAGUUCACGCCGAUCAAUCAGUACUUGUGCUUCGAUGCGAUCGACUGUCUGCAGGAUGGUGAGCUGACUGAGGAGGAGUGUGCCCCAUCCGGGUCGCGGUAUGACGGACAGAUUGCCGUCUUUGGGCGCAAGUUCCAGGAUGUGCUUGGCCAGCUGAAGUACUUCAUCGUCGGUGCUGGGGCGAUCGGUUGCGAGCUGCUUAAAAACUUUGCCAUGAUUGGUGUUGCUUCCCGCGGCGAUGGAGAAAUUAUCGUAACUGACAUGGAUUUGAUCGAAAAGAGCAACCUGAACCGGCAGUUCCUGUUCCGGCCACAUGACGUGCAACAGCCGAAAUCUCGCGUUGCCGCUCAGGCGGUGAAACGCAUGAAUGGAGACAUUAAGGUGACGUCGCACGAGAACCGCGUUGGUCCUGAGACAGAGCGAUCGUAUGACGAUACGUUCUUUAACCGUUUGGACGGCGUUGCUAAUGCUCUGGAUAACAUUGAUGCGCGUAUCUACAUGGAUCGGCGUUGUGUGUACUACCGCAAACCGCUACUGGAGUCGGGAACUCUCGGAACUCUUGGCAAUAUUCAGGUUGUCGUGCCGUUUUUGACGGAAUCGUACAGCUCGUCGCAGGAUCCGCCAGAGAAAUCGAUCCCGAUCUGCACGCUGAAGAACUUCCCCAAUGCAAUCGAACACACACUUCAAUGGGCACGGGACACCUUCGAGGGUAUCUUCAAGCAGGCUGCCGAAAACGCAGCGCAAUAUAUCACGGAUCCGACGUUCAUCGAGCGCACGCUUAAACUGCCAGGGGUACAGCCGCUGGAUGUUCUCGAUUCGGUUAAGAAAGCACUGAUUGACGAGAGACCGAAAACUAUUGAAGACUGCGUCAAAUGGGCCCGCGUAUACUUCGAAGAGCAGUACUCGAAUCAGAUCCGCCAGCUGCUCUUCAACUUCCCGCCAGAUCAGAUGAGCUCGACGGGACAGCCGUUCUGGUCUGGACCAAAACGCCUGCCAGAAGCGAUCAAUUUCGAUGCGGACAAUGCGUUGCAUUUGGAUUACGUGUAUGCCACCGCGAAUCUGAAGGCGGAAGUGUACGGCAUUCCGCAGCAGCGUAGCCGCGAUGCCAUCCGGAAGAUUGUGAUGAGCGUUGAUGUGCCGAAGUUUACACCUCGAUCUGGUGUUAAAAUCGCUGUGACAGACUCAGCCCUGCAGGCGGAAGAAAAUGGCGGUGGUGUCGGUGGUGACAUGGAUCCGCACCGAAUUAGCCGGUUGCAGAACGAGCUGGCUUCGUUGGGGCGGCUCGACUUCACGAUCACCCCGCUCGAAUUCGAGAAGGACGAUGACAACAAUCUGCACAUGGACUUCAUCGUGGCCGCUUCGAAUCUGCGCGCGGCCAACUACAAAAUCCAACCGGCCGACCGUCACAAGUCGAAGCUGAUCGCGGGCAAAAUCAUGCCAGCCAUUGCCACCACCACGUCGCUCGUUGCCGGAUGUGCUUCACUGGAGCUGUACAAGCUAGCUCAAGGAUUCAACACAUUGGAUCGCUUCAAGAAUGGUUUCCUUAACCUUGCCCUGCCAUUCUUCACCUUCUCCGAGCCGAUCCAGGCGAAGAAGUCGACCUACUACGACAAGGAGUGGACGCUGUGGGACCGCUUCGAGGUGAAGGGCGAGUUGACGUUGCAGGAGUUCCUGGACUAUUUCGACCGCGAGCACAAGCUGAAGAUUACGAUGCUGUCGCAGGGUGUUUGCAUGCUGUAUGCGUUCUUCAUGACCAAGCAGAAGCAACAGGAGCGGCUGAACCUACCGAUGUCGGAGGUCGUCCGGAAGGUGUCGAAAAAGAGCAUCGAACCUCACGUGCGUGCGCUUGUGUUUGAGAUCUGCUGCAACGAUGAAGCCGGCGAGGACGUAGAGGUGCCCUACGUACGCUAUGUGCUACCUUGAAUGCCUCUUUGCAGGUGCCCGCGGCAUUAGCGAACGAAGGAUGGAUGGGGCUCGAGAUCUGGGAGGUUUCGAUUAUUGAUUAACGUUUGUGGAUUAUAGGGGAGUGGACUAUUAGCGAUUAUUGAUCGAAAAUGUUGCGAAUACACGAUUAAUGGGAAGGCGACAGAAACACAGCCUAGGAAGAUUAGUAGAAAGGAAUUACCCUGCGAGCAGAAUUAGAGCAAACAAAAAGAUCACACCAAGCAUAGACACGGGCGUAUUGCAGAAGCCCUCAACUUCACUUUUUCAAAGUAGCACACCAGAUUACCAACCGAAAAUAGUGACCGAACCGUCGGGAGAAGUGAAAUCUUUAUAUCGAACCACAAUCGUAAGAAACAAUCAAUGGAGCAUGUGUUUAGAUACGCAUAAAUGUUCUUAUGCGUUCUGUUGGUUGGCUGUUACUUUGUCAACAUCGCCUGGGUGGCUGGUGGGUGUUCUGCAUUACUCGAGAAAACGUUGAAAUUUUCGAAUAACCUUUUUCUUGCUUGUGUGUGCAUCAUUUAGUAUUUAUUUUUUUUAUUAAUAUUCCUCCCGAGUGGCUCUGAAUAAUCGCAAUCGCCGAUUUCGUGGUAACAGCAUAGAAGAGAACAGCGAAAGAUGGCGAGAGAGCGAAAAGAGCGAUAGUAUCACUUAGAUGAAGUUGAGUAGAAUAAAACAACGUUGCAGGUUAUCAACAGA